Patiria miniata (bat star) is the source of this 1415-nucleotide messenger RNA. RefSeq lists its product as uncharacterized. The record is from RefSeq and is a predicted model, not a curated record. The coding region runs from base 237 to 1031 and encodes 264 amino acids. The transcript has 10 exons. Gene Ontology annotation, cellular component: centrosome. Gene Ontology annotation, biological process: cilium assembly; regulation of microtubule cytoskeleton organization. Gene Ontology annotation, molecular function: gamma-tubulin binding. NCBI's taxonomy places the organism in Eukaryota, Metazoa, Echinodermata, Asteroidea, Valvatida, Asterinidae.
CAAUGCGCGUGCGCAAAUAUGACAACCCGCGGUCAUGACGGUUGAUUGACAUGAUUGAUCAUGAUUGACAAGUUGUGGUGUGUUCAAACAAAAAACCCAAGGAAGAAAUUCUGAAUUGUGCUGCCAACUUUCUGGACUGAAGGAGCUGUGUUUUCUUUGCAAGUCAUGAAACUUUCAGCAUGUUCAGUAGAAUGUCAUGCCCUCACAGAUGAAUCUGACUGAAUAAAACACAAAAAAUGCCACGUUCCAAUGAGAGCGAGUAUGCCUUGGUCCUUCGGCAACUUGAUGAAAUCACCAAGUCUGUGCUGAGUGACUUGCAACAGCUAAAGACAAAUCCACUACUUGCCAGUUCAUCCACAAGCUGCCGAUAUGUGGAUCAGAUUGCCAGUAAGACAGAAGAGGUCAUACAUAUUGUGGAUCAGCUCAGUGCCAGAGCCGUUCCGAGACGUAAGGAGACGAGAUCCUUGAAACAGAAAGAUGCCGCAGCAGUACCUGUGCCAAACAUCUUGCAGAAUGUUUCAAUGCAGCAAUACCACGAUAUGGAAAUAUUUACAAAACAAAUUUUAGACGCAGUCGAACUAGGUGCUUCCCUCAACUUGCCCAUGGAGAAAUCUCCCUACCGUCAUGCAAGCGACGGACACAGUCACAGACAGGGUCACAGACACAGUGAAGGACGGACGCACAGACACAGUCAUCAUCACCACCGCCACAAGCACAGCGCUUGGUGCCAGCGAUCGUAUCACCACGUGGUCCCAACCCUUGAAAACUGGAUUCACUCAUUAGCUGAAGCUCGGGACAAGGCACCAUCCGCUGUCAGGGCGGACUCGGAGCACAGCAAGAUGGUGGCGCAUUUCCAGAAGCUGUUUGACGUGCCAACAGAGGGCGGUGUUUACACCAGGAUGAACGAGCUGUACUCGCGGGUGGGCGAGAUGCAGAACGUGCUGCAUUCUCUCAAAGACAUUCUUGGCCUGGAUGAGGACGCGUCAGCCAGCAGUAUCGUGAUGGCCACAGCGCACCUUUGCGAGUUGUAAUCAAGCUCUACUACGCACCUACUGGGCCAACUUUUGCAGCAGGAAAAACUGGACAGGGUUAUCUCACGAAUGGAGCAGUAUCGGAAGUUUUUCCCCGUCUUUGACACCAUGGUGAAGGAUCUGAUGGAGAUUCUUGGUGUUGCAACAAUGGACAGGAUCCUACCAGCUGUGAGGGCGCUAAAACUGCUGAACACUUGAGGCCUCCUCAUUUUUGGAAUAAAGUUAUUUUUAUCUUCAUCAAAUAUUCAAGUAAAUUAUGUGAGACCUCAAUGACAGAUAUGCUACUGCAACAUUUGUGUAAAUAUUAAUGAACUGUUGCCAACACUGUAUUUUGGGAAGAAAUCUCUGGUAUAUUCAGUCGAGUCUCGUUAUAACAAACUCACU